AACUGGACACAUUCAUUGUAUCUUUCUCUGUCUCAAAAGUACCAAAAACGCGCGCGCGAAAGAGAAAGCUGCUACCUUGCCAUUAUAACUGUAAUAUAUAUUGUACAAGAAAUAUAAAGUUCAUCUCUCAUUUGUGCAAAAGUUGCGAGAAUACCAAGAUGGUAUCACUAAAAAAUGUUUGUGCUGUUUUUGUGAUUUUCGUAGUGACUUUCAUGGAUGAAGUUAAGGCCCUUACUGGUCCAAGCCAUGGGAAAGUCGUCGUUUGUUAUUUAGGAACGUGGUCGGUCUAUAGACCAGGCAGAGGCUCUUUCACCAUUGAGCACCUGGACCCCGCGUUAUGCACCCACAUUGUCUACUCCUUCGCCGGCUUGGACGAAAAAACCGACAGUAUUAAGUCACUAGACCCCUUCCAAGAUUUGGCCGAUGAUUAUGGCAAAGAGGGGUACCAGAAACUGACGCGGCUUAAGCACCGGUACCCCCAUUUGAAAGUCACGCUGGCCAUCGGGGGCUGGAACGAGGGCUCCCUCAAAUACUCAGAACUGGCAAAACACGCGAACAGGCGAAGCAGAUUUGUCUCAAGCGUCGUUGAUUUCCUCAGGAAAUACGACUUUGAUGGCCUUGACUUGGACUGGGAGUUUCCUGGAAAACGCGGCGGCGCCCCUGAAGAUAAACUCAACUUCCUUAUCUUAGUCAAAGAACUCAAAGCCGCGUUCAGCAAAUACAAUCUCCUCCUGACUGCGGCCUUCGGGGCCGGGAAAGACACCAUAGACGCAGCGUACGACGUCAAAGGCCUCUCGCUUUACUUAGACUUCAUCCACAUGAUGUGCUACGACUACCACGGGGCUUGGGACCAGAAAACCGGGGCCAAUGCGCCCCUGCAAAGCUCCGACGUCCUAAACGUCGAAUUCUCGAUCAAUUACAUGCUGAAGCUCGGAGCUCCCGCCAAAAAACUCGUCCUGGGGGUUCCCCUCUACGGCCGCACGUUCCUCCUGCCGGAGCCCUACGACCCGGAGUCCGGGCGCAAACCUAAACUGGGGGCUGUCGCCCGCAACAUAGGGUUCCAAGGGCCGUUCACGCGAGAGAACGGGUUUAUGGGUUACAAUGAGAUUUGCUUGGAGGUGAAGAACAAGUCGCAAAACUGGGCCAAGUUCUGGGACAGCGAGUCGAAAACGCCGUACGCAGUGUCGGGCAAUAAAGUCUUGACUUACGACGACGUGCAGUCGAUCGAAGAGAAAGUUAAAUUUGCGAUUGAGAAGGACUUGGGUGGGAUUAUGGUCUGGUCGAUUGACACCGAUGAUUUUCACGGGGAUUGUGCCGAUGUUGGGGAGGAUGGACAUUUCGAGAACUUCCCCCUGAUGAGGGCUAUUAACAAAGCUAUACCCAAGUCGAUUGAGGACAGGAGGAAUUCUGUUCAAUGGACAGGGGUGAACACCAGCGGGGCUGGAAGUAGCAGUAGUUUGUUGUUUUUGGUUGCUAUGGCCAUUGCGUUAUUUAUAAAAUUCUAAAUUUGUGAUUUUUCCUAGUUUUAAGUUUAUUAUGCAGAAAAUGUACAACUUUCAGCGACAAAUAAAGACAGAUACGUCACCUUGUUAAUA
Messenger RNA from Tribolium castaneum (red flour beetle), 1595 nucleotides. RefSeq names its product probable chitinase 2. The transcript has 5 exons. Gene Ontology annotation, biological process: carbohydrate metabolic process; chitin catabolic process. Gene Ontology annotation, cellular component: extracellular region. The coding region runs from base 159 to 1505 and encodes 448 amino acids. The record is from RefSeq and is a predicted model, not a curated record. Gene Ontology annotation, molecular function: chitinase activity; chitin binding. NCBI's taxonomy places the organism in Eukaryota, Metazoa, Arthropoda, Insecta, Coleoptera, Tenebrionidae.